This is a messenger RNA of Soboliphyme baturini, 741 nucleotides long. The record is from the annotation of a GenBank genome assembly. Lineage: Eukaryota; Metazoa; Nematoda; Enoplea; Dioctophymatida; Soboliphymatidae.
UUGGAAGUCUCUGUUGAUCAGUUUAUUAUCGUAGAACGUGGGGUUUGGGUUCGCACAUGUCACAUUUUUUCAUGCCUUGAUUUAGGAGUGGCGGAUGGCGUUGGAGGCUGGCACUCAUACGGCAUUGAUCCGUCUCGCUUUUCUCGAUACCUAAUGCGCAUCUGUGCACAGAUGGUCCUCAGUGGUCAGUUUACGCCGACCAUGCCGGCCCAGUUAAUCGCCAAUUCCUACAAAAAGCUGGCCGCCCAGUCGUCGACGUUCAGGCGACCUGUCGUCGGCAGCAGCACUGCAUGCGUCGUCGUGCUCGACCGCAGUAACAGCAAGAUACACACGGCGAACAUUGGCGAUUCGGGUUUUGUCGUUGUCCGCAAUGGCACGAUUGUUCAUCGCUCCUCUGAGCAGCAGCAUUACUUCAACGCACCCUUUCAGCUGACGCUUCUUCCGAACCAGCAGCAGGAUGUCUUCUUCACUGACAGUCCUGAUUCCGCCGAGACUACCUCGUUCCAGGUACAAGUUGGCGAUCUCAUAUUGGUCGCCACGGACGGGUUAUUCGAUAACAUCUCGUCGCAAGCGAUUGAGGAGCAACUAGCGACCUUGACGACCUUUGAUUCCAGGGAAGUACAGAUGGCAUGCAACUCAAUCGCUUUUCAGGCGAGGAGGUUGUCCUUCGAUCCGAAUCAUAUGUCUCCGUUUGCGAAGAAAGCUCAGAUGCAUGGGGUAAAUGCAGACGGUAAGAAUUGA